This is a messenger RNA of Geodia barretti, 659 nucleotides long. NCBI's taxonomy places the organism in Eukaryota, Metazoa, Porifera, Demospongiae, Tetractinellida, Geodiidae. The record is from the annotation of a GenBank genome assembly.
UGAGGCGUUUGGGGCUAUUGCGAGUAUGGUUUUGAUGUUUUUAUAUAGCUACGGCUUGAUCACAUGAGAUUGACCCAUGCCAUCCUUAUGAUAGCGUCGACACUUGAUGCUUAGAUAUGCAGACACCACAGUGGCUGCCUCUUUUAUGAGCAUAAAUGUUUUUCCACAGCCUGGAGAAAGCCACUUCACUGUAUGAAGAAGUGUAUGAAAUACUAAAGAAGAACAGUGCCACUUCAUCGCAACAGAUGACUGAAGUUAUUGGGAAACUAGCCACACUCUACAGACAACAGAACAGACUUGACCUUGCCGAGCCAUUUCAAGUUCAGUUUGCGGAGCUGAAGGAGAGAGCUCUGGGGCCUCACCACCUUGACGUGGCUAGGGCACUCAACAACCUGGCUGUCAUGUACUCCAUGCAGGAUGAGUAUGCCAAGGCCCUACCCACCUACGACCGUGCCCUGAAAGCCUACCGAUACAACUUCCCUGAUGACCAUCCAACCGUGUCCACAGUUGUUCAGAACAGACAACUCGCAGCACAUAUACUCUCUCAACUUUCUUAACACAUCACCACACCAGUCACUUCAUCACUGUCUUACUUCCUCUUCUCUUGCUCUGUGUCUCUUCUCUGUUUCUCUGUUAUUUUUCAUAACAUCAGAACAUCA